This is a messenger RNA of Tetrahymena thermophila SB210, 1005 nucleotides long. Its product is annotated as transmembrane protein, putative. The record is from RefSeq and is a predicted model, not a curated record. Lineage: Eukaryota; Ciliophora; Oligohymenophorea; Hymenostomatida; Tetrahymenidae. The transcript has a single exon.
AUGUUUAAGAGUUUAGUUACUAAACAGAAUUAUCAGUAAUUAGCUAUUUUUGUUGAUAAUCAGGAUUAUGAGAUAUAAUUUAAGAAUGAUUUUUGUAAUUUGAUAACUAAUUUUAAUUGUUUGUUUUAUCUUGAAUAUUCGAAGAUGAUAAAUUUUUAUUGUUUUAGGAGAAGCGUUAAUCAUUUCUAUUACUUAAUCUUUAAUUUAUUUUUUUUUAAAGAUUAAUUGAAUAUUUAUUAUAAUUUAAUGGUGAUAAGUUAUUAUUUAUUUGCUUCUUUGGGCUGUUUGUUUCUUACUAAUUACUCAAUUUUCUUUUAGAUGACAUUAGUCUAGGCUAAAGAACCUGUAAAUCAAAUUACAUGCUUUCAUUUUUAGGGGAAAUGCUUUCUUGUUACAAAAUUUGUGAGUUAUUUUAAGCUAAGCUUUUACUUUUUUCUAGUUAAUUUUUAACCUUAUUCAUUGAUUUUAUUGCCCUAAUCUAUUGUUAAUAAAUUUAUCUCAUUAAAAAUUUUUAGCUUGUCUUCAUCUAAUUAGGAUCUUAGAGUAUAUUACGUAAAGACUAUUCAUCUCUUGAUUGCUUAUAAACAUUUAAUAUUUCUGACUUGUUUAGCUUGUUCUUAUCUUCUCCAUCAGAUAAGUCCUCGCUUUUUUAAUUUUCUAUCUGAUUUGAUCUAUAAUGUUUUAUGCUUUCUACAUUUUAAACCUUUGAAGGCGACUUUUCUUCAUAAAAAAGGCCUUUUUGGUUUUAAUUUGGAUUAAUUCUAGAUUUAUUUUCAGGCGAAGCAAUAAAAGUAGGAGAUUUAGGAUAACAUAUUUUCUUCAAAGUAACAAUUCUUUUUAUUUUUUUAAACUCUGGAGAUUAUUCAUUUUAAGCUAUAAUACUGUUUUACUAAGCAAUAUCUUAGUUAAAUUUAAUUCUCAUCUUCCACUAAUCAAAUUCAUUUAAACCACUGGUUAUAUCAAUAGUAUUGCUUAUACUCUAACAUCUUAUUUUUUUAUCUGUGA